Messenger RNA from Myotis davidii, 1932 nucleotides. RefSeq names its product SIX homeobox 3 (gene SIX3). The record is from RefSeq and is a predicted model, not a curated record. The transcript has 2 exons. Gene Ontology annotation, cellular component: transcription regulator complex; nucleus. Gene Ontology annotation, molecular function: RNA polymerase II cis-regulatory region sequence-specific DNA binding; DNA-binding transcription factor activity, RNA polymerase II-specific. The annotation marks the transcript as partial. Gene Ontology annotation, biological process: brain development; regulation of transcription by RNA polymerase II; eye development. NCBI's taxonomy places the organism in Eukaryota, Metazoa, Chordata, Mammalia, Chiroptera, Vespertilionidae.
CGCUUCCUCUGGUCGCUGCCCGUGGCCCCCGGGGCGUGCGAGGCCAUCAACAAGCACGAGUCCAUCCUGCGCGCGCGCGCCGUGGUCGCCUUCCACACGGGGAACUUCCGCGACCUGUACCACAUCCUGGAGAACCACAAGUUCACCAAGGAGUCGCACGGCAAGCUGCAGGCCAUGUGGCUCGAGGCGCACUACCAGGAGGCCGAGAAGCUGCGCGGCCGCCCGCUCGGCCCGGUGGACAAGUACCGCGUGCGCAAGAAGUUCCCGCUGCCGCGCACCAUCUGGGACGGCGAGCAGAAGACGCAUUGCUUCAAGGAGCGGACUCGGAGCCUGCUGCGGGAAUGGUACCUGCAGGACCCCUACCCCAACCCCAGCAAGAAACGCGAACUGGCGCAGGCCACCGGCCUCACUCCCACACAAGUAGGCAACUGGUUUAAGAACCGGAGGCAGCGCGACCGCGCCGCGGCGGCCAAGAACAGGGCGGCCAGCCCCACCACCAGCGUGUCCAGCCUGGCGGAGCGCGCGGACACCGGCACCUCCAUCCUCUCGGUAACCUCCAGCGACUCGGAAUGUGAUGUAUGAUGCCCAAGGCCGCCCUCCUCCCCGCCCCCCUCCGCUCCUUAUCCCCCUUUUCCUCCUUGACCUCCUCCUCGUCCUCCUCCAGCCCCAGAACAAACCGAUAUCAGGAUACACCAUCACACACACACACAAGCACACACGCUCCCACCCCAGCCAAAAUAUAUAUAAAUAUAUAUAAAACAACACAAGAAAAAUAAGUUUAACGCAAACCAUCAACAACCCCCAACCCUCAUUUCUCAUCGCGGCCACCCCAAAGGACUGCGACGUCAACAGACAGUCACAAACGCUGAUGUUGUGGGCAGAAAACAUAAAAGAGGUGACAAUUGUAUACUUUCUCGGACAAGCACGGCUUCUCCUUUCGGUUCCCACGGACCGGCACCCCACCUGCAUGACGAUUUAUUUGUAUCUGGGAAAAUAUUCUCUCUAGUUUAAAACGAUUUAAAAAGAGUCGACUGUACAAAAACCACCACCACGAUGACAAGACAACAAAAGCAAAAGAGACAAAAAGAGAGAGAGAGAAAAAAAGUAAAACCGCCAUCUCCUUUCGGAAUUUGUUUAAAAAGAAAGAACUCUGGGAGAGGGAAGUAGAAAAUGUUUCUUGCCUUUUGUUGCGCGCUCUCUUUUUUCCUCUCUCUCUUUUCCUCUCUUUCUCUUUCUCUCUCCCUCUUUCUCUCUCUCUCUGUUUUUAAGUCCAAGUAUUGGUCAAACAAGAUGCAAUUUUCUGUUUUUUUGUUCAGCAGACAAUCAUUUUCUUCGUAAGCACCUUUUUCUCUCCACUCUGUCACUGCCUGUGUGGGUACUGGUUAUAAAUGUGGAAAAAGAAUAGUUAUGACUGUAACAGAUUUUUAUUUUUAUUUCAAAAUUUUAUAUGAAUUAUGUAUAUCUUAAUGAUUGGUCAUUUUCCCAGUUUGUAAUAUAUGUGUAGAAAUUGCCUGUAUAUGAUAAUUGAUUUCUCUCCUCUCCCUUUCCCUUCUUUCUCUCUUCUCCCUCCUUCUCCCCCCUCCCCCGCUCACUUCUUUGCUUUUGGGGGUUCCUCUCCCAUUCGGUGUUUCAGGCGUGCUCUUCGGGCUGGGGUAGGAAGAGGGACCCUAUCAACAGCAAAAGCGGAGAGUGAGACCGUAGUAUUCUUAAGCAAAAGCUAUUCAAGUAUUUCCUAGCUGCUUUGGUGAUAUCUCUCACUCCCUGUAGAGCGCUUUUACUGUUAUCUUAACUGCGUGUUUAUCUAUAUGUAAAAACUUUCUAAAGCAAAUACAGUAUUCUCCAUUUUCUUAUUACUCCUGGAGACUGGUGUUUUUGUCCGCCCCUGUGCCGAAUCCCCGGGGUGCUGCACCCCCGAGGUGUUGUGGCCAGGCC